AUGGUUGCCUGGACCGGUCUGCUCUUCAUGCUCUGCGGCACCCUGACCUCUGCCGUCUCCUGUGAUUGGCUCACACAAUACAAAAGUGUGAGCAAUGACACCCAGGUUCUCCUCAAACUCAUGGGCGAUCAGCUGACUGCACAGGACACUUCAGCGCCUGCGCUUUGUUUCCCCAGCAAUCUCUACGAGAACAUCAGAAAGUCUGAGGUGGAGUCAAAGCUGGUUUUCAUCAGAGACAGUCUCAAGCUCAUUUCCUGUCUGUAUCGCCAUGACAACCUGUCCUCCGCUCCCUGGGACGCCGACAGGACCGAGCGCUUCCUGACGGUCAUCCACAGACAGAUAACGGAAGUGAACGCGUGCGUAAGUGAACGCCUCCUUUCCCCAGCGGACAGCAGUCUGAAGCGCUACUACGGGAGACUGGCCAACAGUACUGUGUCCUGCGCUGGUUGCAGUACUGCGUCGUGGGAUCUGCUCAGGAUGGAGACCAAACUGCGCCUGGAUCAGCUGGAGCUGCUCGUGGCCUCCAUCAUCAGAGGUUCAGCUGCUCCCAGCAGGAGGCGCUCUGCAGCACAACAGCAGCACAACAGCAACUCUGACACAGCGUCUGAGGACUCUGGCGACUGUUUCUGAUGGU
Messenger RNA from Archocentrus centrarchus (flier cichlid), 634 nucleotides. It is a transcript of the gene ifnphi1, whose product is annotated as interferon phi 1. NCBI's taxonomy places the organism in Eukaryota, Metazoa, Chordata, Actinopteri, Cichliformes, Cichlidae. Gene Ontology annotation, cellular component: extracellular region. Bases 1 to 630 code for a protein of 209 amino acids. The transcript has 5 exons. The record is from RefSeq and is a predicted model, not a curated record. Gene Ontology annotation, biological process: defense response. Gene Ontology annotation, molecular function: cytokine receptor binding.